AUGACGUCAGCGGAUGGCGCAGGAAGCUAGGACUGCAUGAACAAACAUCCAGCUCCGUUGAAUCGGCUAUAAUAAAAAGAAAAUACAGAAACAAAACAUGACACUGUGGACUAGUCGGGGUUUCCGUGAGCAUAACGUGGUAACAUUUACAGCUUAAAAAAAUAAAAAUAAAGAAAACGUCGUGGGAAUGUCGCUCGCGGGAAAUCUCCAUCAACGUCGACCACUGGGGGAUGCGUAAAAUGGAGCGUCACAACCUGCGAGGCGUCAAAACACAGCGGGACAUAGGAGCAUGGCGCUUAAGGACGCACCGCGGAGCCAUCGGUUAGCCAUCUUGGCCGCUGUCUUCAUCUUGAUGACGCUCUUCAUCCUCUACAACUCCAACACCAGCAACGAAACAUACGCGCCCUUCACCGUGGUCAGCAACCACACCCCCAAGACCACAGACCUAAAGAAGUGGGCCACCAAAGAUUGUUACGUGCCCGUUCAGGGGAAUAAGAGCAUGACUUUGCGAUGUCACCAAUGCGCCUUGGUCACCAGCUCCAGCCACGUCCUGGGCAGCAAUGCCGGGAAGGAGAUCGACGCCACGAAUUGCGUCAUCCGCAUGAACGACGCCCCUACGACGGGUUACUUUGCUGACGUGGGCAAACGGACAACCCUGAGGGUGGUCGCCCACUCUAGCGUGUACAGGGUGGUCCGGCAGCCUAAAGAGUUCCUGAGCGGCGCGGACAGCAAACCCAUCAUCAUCUUUUGGGGACCCCCAAGCAAAAUGACUAAGAACUCCAAAGCAGCCGUGUACAGAUCCAUCCAGACAAUCCACGCCACUUAUGCCAAUGUUUCUUGUUUCACCGUGGCGCCCAGCAAAAUGAGCAGAUUUGACAGUCUGUUCCAACGAGAGACCGGACGAGACAGACAAAAAUCACACUCAUGGUUGAGCACUGGCUGGUUCACCAUGGUCAUCGCCAUUGAAAUAUGCGACAAUAUCAAAGUGUACGGGAUGGUUCCGCCCAAUCACUGCAAGAAUAGGAUGGGAUCCAAAAAGCUGCCGUAUCACUACUACAAACCGAGGGGCUCGGACGAAUGCGAGACUUACGUGGAGAACGAGAACAACAAAGUAGGGAGCCACCAUCGCUUCAUCACUGAGAAGCAGGUGUUUUCGCGCUGGGCGCAUCAGUACAAUAUCACCUUCGCCUAUCCCGCUUGGUGACAGUACCCUUUCCCUUUGCCCGUACACGGGCUAAGACCGGCAAGUAGCCGAGUGACGACAUAGACUUUCAGGGAUCACUACAAAGAGGACCAAAUGUUUUCGUUUGCGUCAAAAGUGAUGCUCUUAUGUUUCCCAUAAUUAUCGGCCGGUACAGUGAGUGCAUCAUCUCAUGGAUGGCUGCUAAGACACUUCUGACAAAAAAGGCUUAAAAAGAUCCAAGUGCGCUCCACGGUGAAGCCUUUGGGGGGUUUUAAGGCAGAUUAGGAAGAAAUGAGCUUGCUUUCCGGGGAUGAAGCCAUGAAAAGCACCUGCAGGUUGUUUGUAAUAACGACUACCAUGUUAUAUUUGGUUUGUUACAUUCGUGUAUUUAUUUCAGAUUUAUACAAAUUCCAUCCAUCCAUUUAUCUUCUUCCGCUUAUCCGAGGUUGGGUCGCGGGGGCAGCAGCCUAAGCAGGGAAGCCCAGACUUCCCUCUCCCCAGCCACUUCGUCCAGCUCUUCCCGGGGGAUCCCGAGGCGUUCCCAGGCCAGCCGGGAGACAUAGUCUUCCCAACGUGUCCUGGGUCUUCCCCGUGGCCUCCUACCGGUCGGACAUGCCCCAAAUACCUCCCUAGGGAGGCGUUCGGGUGGCAUCCUGACCAGAUGCCCGAACCACCUCAUCUGGCUCCUCUCGAUGUGGAGGAGCAGCGGCUUUACUUUGAGCUCCCCCCGGAUGACAGAGCUUCUCACCCUAUCUCUAAGGGAGAGCCCCGCCACCCGGCAGAGGAAACUCAUUUCGGCCGCUUGUACCCGUGAUCUUGUCCUUUUGGUCAUAACCCAAAGCUCAUGACCAUAGGUGAGGAUGGGAACGUAGAUCAACCGGUAAAUUGAGAGCUUUGCCUUACGGCUCAGCUCCUUCUUCACCACAACGGAUCGAUACAGCGUCCGCAUUACUGAAGACGCCGCACCGAUCCGCCUGUCGAUCUCACGAUCCACUCUUCCCUCACUCGUGAACAAGACUCCGAGGUACUUGAACUCCUCCCCAACCCAGAGAUGGAACUCCACCCUUUUCCGGGCGAGAACCAUGGACUCGGACUUGGAGGUGCUGAUUCUAUUAAGUGAAUUUUUUGCAAUAUACAAUAUACAGCACGGUGGAAGAGGGGUUAGUGCGUCUGCCUCACAAUACGAAGGUCCUGAGUAGUCGUGAGUUCAAUCCCGGCCUCGGGAUCUUUCUGUGUGGAGUUUGCAUGUUCUCCCCGUGACUGCGUGGGUUCCCUCCCGGUACUCCGGCUUCCUCCCACCUCCAAAGACAUGCACCUGGGGAUACGUUGAUUGGCAACACUAAAUUGGCCCUAGUGUGUGAAUGUGAGUGUGAAUGUUGUCUGUCUAUCUGUGUUGGCCCUGUGAUGAGGUGGCGACUUGUCCAGGGUGUACCCCGCCUUCCGCCCGAUUGUAGCUGAGAUAGGCUCCAGCGCCCCCCGCGACCCCGAAGGGAAUAAGCGGUAGAAAAUGGAUGGAAUAUACAAUAUACAAUACACCUUACAAUAUACUCAGAAUAUACAAAUUCUAUUAAGUGAAUUUUUUGCACUGAUGUGUUAUAUACAAGAGUAAGAUCAAAUGUAUGAAUUUCCUUGUGAAGAUUUGCAUCAAUAAAAUUAUGUGGAAAAAAAACGUACCAUUGUUUGGGGGGGAAAAAAUGCAAAAACAUCAAAGAGCUUUUAAAAAUCCUUCUUGAGAUUUGGCGCUACCUGAUCGCCCUCGCUAAAAAACACUAGGAAUGUAG
Molecule: messenger RNA, 2964 nt
Organism: Nerophis lumbriciformis (worm pipefish)
Lineage: Eukaryota; Metazoa; Chordata; Actinopteri; Syngnathiformes; Syngnathidae
Gene: st6galnac6
Product: ST6 (alpha-N-acetyl-neuraminyl-2,3-beta-galactosyl-1,3)-N-acetylgalactosaminide alpha-2,6-sialyltransferase 6
Biological process (GO): oligosaccharide metabolic process; ganglioside biosynthetic process
Molecular function (GO): alpha-N-acetylgalactosaminide alpha-2,6-sialyltransferase activity
Source: RefSeq, a predicted model, not a curated record